AACGAAGGUGUUGGCUGGAACAUCCGCAUAUUUUCGGAGAUCCUUGAUCCUAGGCGACGCAUUCCUCCGAGACAUCAUUUGGUGCAGGUUCAGCGGUAGCGAUGAUCGGAGCUAAUCUGAGGUUCGGCAUUGGCGCUUCCGGAAAUGUCACGUCCAACGCCACCAAGGUAUUCCAGUGUCAUCCCGGUGGUGUGACCGAGGCGACCAUCAUAUUUAGCCUCGGUGCAAUGGGGAUGGGAGCAAAUCUCAUCCUCAUGGCGCUUAUAUUGGCGAAACGACAGCUGCGCAGGUGGUCUCAGGGACUAUUAUUCCAUCAAGCCAUGGUGGACUGCGCGAGGGCCGCUAUAUUGCUACCCCUGGGAUCUAGUAUAUUGAAUUGUCAGCCCGUUAACAAGUGCUCUCUAGUCGAGACUGCCUUUCUGCUACUCGUGACCGUUUCCACCGUAAAUAUGCUAACGACUGUACUCAACGACAGCCCGGUAUUCCCGGAGAGCGACGAGGAGGCAGAUCUGACCGCUCCCCUGCUGAUGGACUCGCCCCAGUGUGUGCUCUUUGGCACCUUCAUGAUCUGGUUCGCCAGCAUAACGAUAAAUCUGGGACCUACGUUUCUCAGUGGAGCUUUAGCAGCAAAUACAGAGAGCGGCCACAAUGCACCCAGCUGCCCGUUGGUGCAUGGCCCUUUUCGCCACUACAUACUCAAUGUCCUUUGGAUCGUUAUCAACAUCAUUUGCGUGGCACUCACGCUCUUCCACUUGAGAAAAUUGCACAGGGAUUUGACAAAAGCUAAUGUCGAGGCGGUACGAGUAGCCGGUCUCGUUACGACACUCGUUAACGUGACAGGAGGACGUCAGGGUGCAACAAAUGCGCUCGCAACCGAAGACAGUACAGUUGACACGAGGAACGGUACGACGCCAAAAAGGACCGGCGCCAUCGAGGAGCAUCGAAAAAUGAGGAAUUAUCUCAGGAGAAUGGAACGCGAGGGCGUACAAAGGGUGAAAAUGUUCCUGGUCAUAACAACGGCGUAUGUCAUAUUCUGGGGACCAUUGUUUUUCGUUACUCUGGUGCACCAUCCCAUCAUAGGCAAUCCUACUGGCUAUGAGAUAACCUUGCACAUCGCAUAUGUGCACGCCUUCGUAAACCCGGCUCUGUUCCUCGCUCUGCAUCGAGGGCUACGACAAGGGAUGUCGGACGUGUGUUGCGGCUGCUGCGAGAGCAUAGCCCGAUGGAUUCUCGGAUCCGCUGCUACCAGCCCGAUACAGAGCGUUCAUCCGCCCCGAUACGAACCGCCGAUGAAUCUCCCUUCGCCACCGGACCCACCCCUGGCGGCGCAGGCCGUACCGGGGUGUAAUCUUACCGACGUGGCGCUCCUGAAACCACCCUUGCCACCGACUGCCAAGCACUUGCUUGUGGAUGAUCCUAUCACGGUGCCACCUGAUCCUUGGAGUCUGACCUCAAGACCGAAGAGCACUUCCAGUCUCUUUGAAGAAGAACUAUCCAGGAGACCAAGCCUCUUAUUACCACCACCCACGGAAUUAAAUGAUCUCCAAAUGAGCCCGACCAGUAGCGACUUGCCCAGCGAAUAAACGAGAGGAUCAAUUAAAAAAAAAAUUAAUAGAGAAACGCAAAAAGAAUCACGACAUUAAUCGAUGACAAUGUAAAAAUAAUCGUAAAAAUGAGGAGAAAAAUGGAUUUUUCGAAAAAAAAACCCUUCGUACAAAAUCCUUUCCUAAAACACUGUAUUCCUAUCAGACGUUUGUCAACGAAGCAAAAAUCAAAGGAAUUAUUUAUUAUAAAUACUAUGUCAGCUAACAACAUUUUUAAUGACAAUUAACAUUUUAUCAGCAAAAAUAUCACGACUAUUUGCA
Messenger RNA from Linepithema humile (Argentine ant), 1865 nucleotides. RefSeq names its product gastrin/cholecystokinin type B receptor-like. The record is from RefSeq and is a predicted model, not a curated record. Gene Ontology annotation, biological process: G protein-coupled receptor signaling pathway. Gene Ontology annotation, molecular function: G protein-coupled receptor activity. Lineage: Eukaryota; Metazoa; Arthropoda; Insecta; Hymenoptera; Formicidae. Gene Ontology annotation, cellular component: plasma membrane.